Messenger RNA from Peniophora sp. CBMAI 1063, 954 nucleotides. The record is from the annotation of a GenBank genome assembly. Lineage: Eukaryota; Fungi; Basidiomycota; Agaricomycetes; Russulales; Peniophoraceae.
AUGUGUGCGGUUGCCGACUCACCAGCACAGGCUCAUUUACUCUCUCUCCCUACCGAGAUUCUCGUCCGGAUACUUCCGUUUCUCGACGCCUCCUCGCUCAUGGCGCUGGCGCAGUGCUCUUCCGCGCUAAAGGCCGCCGUGUGUGUAGCUUGGCGAGCGCGAAUAUACCGGAAGACCGAGCGUCACGUCAGCGAUGCACCUUUGUUUUACGAUGUCCUGGAAGGCUUAUCUGGUGUCGUUUCCGGCUCUACCGCGCUGUCUGUGUUAUUCGGAGGCGAUGUCGACGAUGGCCUUCCGGAGUGGGCUACGGGGAGCGACUUGGACGUCUACGUUCCGACUUUAGACGCGCAGGUCACACUUCUUCAACAUUUACAAGAGCGUGAUGAAUAUAUGGAGGUACCUCUUGUGAGCGAGGUCGACGACAGGUACUGGGAGAAUCCAGCGGUCAUUGCGUCCGUCACACGGCUUGAAAGUCCUCGCUUUCAUGGGAACAUCGACGUCAUCUGCGCACGGGGCGGCUCCUCAAUUAUGCCCGUCGUAUCCUUUUGGAGCACACUCGUCAUGAACUUCAUUACGAGGUCGCGCCUCGUAGUGCUGUAUCCGCGCACGACGCUUCGACUGGAAGGGUAUUCCAACCCAUCGUCAGACCCCGCGAAAGUGCUCGCGUGCUCUCGCAAGUAUAGCGCGCGUGGCUUUACUCUCCACGACUUCCCUCACUCCCCCGAUGGGUGCGAAGGCGUUCGGGGUUACUGCCCUUCAAUGCUUCGUUAUACGGAAGACUCUCUAACUUUGACAAUACGUUGGAACGACGACGCGCCUGAACCGCUCGUUCAGGCCAGAUCCCCGGCUUUUGGAGAAGAGCGUUUUGUAGUACAGCCUGCCUUUUGGACUUGGGGGUCUUGCAAAGCCCAGACGGACUAUGCUUUCCCUGCGUACUCUAUGAGGCUCUUGUGA